GUUCUCUGGCAGUGCUAGUGGCAAUUCAUCAAAGGGUUUUGGCGCUUAAUGUAUUUGUACAGUGGUCAAACUUCCUGUACCAGUGCCAUAGCUUAUAUUCUCUUUGUGUAUAAAUGCUGUGGUCCAGGAUCUAGGAAGUCGUAAAUAAGUUCAAAUGCAACGUCUGUUCCCUGUUUCUUUCUCAGCAACAGCGCAAAAGUGUUGUAGCAUGAUGGUGCUGAAGCUGGACAACUCUAUUGAUCGGUUCAGGUUUGCCAUGUCCUGUUUGGGGCUGGUAGGCUGUUUAUGUAUAAGCUACUCCGUGUGGACCCCAUUCUGGCUGGCAGAUAGGGGACUUUGGACAAGAUGGAACAACACUCAGAAAUACCAGGCAGGGGAUCACACAGAUGACGUCAUUUUUCAUGCCCUGGAGGCUGAGCAAGUGUUCGGAGCUCUCUCCUUCCUGAUGGCCGUCAGCUCAAGCGCUCUGUGUCUGGUGUUUGCCCUCUGCUGGACGUCUGAGACGGUGCGCUCCUACUCCAACACGCGCUCUCUCCUCAUGUCCGGACAGGCGCUCUACCCCACCACACUACUGCUCCUCGUCCUGGCUCCUACAGGGUUCUUCUUCCUCCUCAGCUGGUCUCUCUUCACCUAUCAACACCAGGAACAAAUCCGACAAGACUUCACCUGCCUCGGCUCCUCCUACUGGUUCGGGGCUUCGGGUUGGGUCCUGCUAUUGGUUGUUUUGCCUGCCGUCUUCGUGGUUGAACAAUGUGUUGUUCCAGACAUACUGCCGGACCUGGAGAAGGCCAUAGCGUCGUGGAGAGCUGCUUCUCAGCUUAAGUACAUGGACCGGCCUUUCAGCGAGGGGUGUUAUCCUGGUUAUAGCAACGAGGGUCACAAUAUGAACCUGAAGAGGUACAUGUCAUCUCCCUGAGUGAUAUGGAGAAACCAGAACGUGAUGGUGGAAGUUCAACUGCUGCACAUUUGAGCAAAAAAACUGGACUGCUGAGAGACUGAACCUUCCUCGCUGCUUCCUAGAAGACAACUACUUUAUAUAAGCAGAAUAAGUGUUGAUUUCACCGUCUGGUUUACUGUCUAUGUUUAAAUGCCCAGUUAUAAAAUCAGGAUCUCCUCCGAGGGUAGCACAGUGGUGCAGUGGUUAGCACGGUCACAUCACAGCAAGAAGGUCCUGGGUUCGAACCCCGGGGUUGUCCAACCUUGGGGGUCGUCUGGGGUUGUCCUGUGUGUGGAGUUUGCAUGUUCUCUCUGUGUCUGCGUGGGUUUCCUCCGGGUGCUCCGGUUUCCCCCCACAGUCCAAAGACAUGUAGGUCAGGUGAAUCGGCCGUACUAAAUUGUCCCUUGGUGUGAAUGUGUCGGCCCUGUGAUGGACUGGUGGCCUGUCCAGGGUGUCUCCCCGCCUGCCACUCAAUGACUACUGGGAUAGGUUCCAGCAUCCCACGACUCUAGUUAGGAUAAGUGGCUUGGAUAAUGGAUGGAUGGAAGCGUUGGUUUCAUUUUGAUUUCACCAUUCGGUUUAUUGUCUAUGUUUAAAUGCCUAAUUAUAAAAUGAGGAUCUGCUCUGAAUAUGAGUGAAAGUGAACACUAGCUUACAGGAGGGCUACUCAGGGCCAGUCAUCAUCAGCUCUUCUCAGAAUACGUUGAGCCGAUUUACGGACAAAGGGACUGAACACAGUGUGGUCACACAAACAAGGGCUUGUGUGGGCAUUAUUUGAUAUUCCAACUGUGGGACGUGACCCACAAGUGGGUUGAGCAGAGGCCCAGGUGGCUCAUGGGAUGUCACAAUAAACACAUUUUGUUCGAAGACAGAAAAAAAAAUGCAUGCAAAUGCAUUGCCUGAAAAAUACUUUGGCGUGGAUACAAAUAAUGCAUUCAUUUAUUAUUAUUAUUAUGUUAUUAUGUAUUCCAAAAUAUCACUAAAAUAAUGUUUAAUGUUGACAUGCCUCAUCUGUUUCAUUUCUUUUUCAUUCAAGCCAUGAUUCAUGAUUGAAGACUAAAAAUAGGAUUUUACGGAUGAACAAUACAAGAGAGGAUUGUUAACUUUCUCACUUUUUGACAGGUUAUGAGAAUCUAUUGCUUUUUUUUGGGAUCCCCCCCCUUUUUGUCUUUAGUUGUAUCCGGCCAAUUACCUCGCUCUUCCGAGCCGUCCUAGUCGCUGCUCCACCCCCUCUGCUGAUCCGGGGAGGGCCGCAGACUACCACAUGUCUCCUCUGAUACAUGUGGAGUCGCCGGCUGCUUCUUUUCAGUGAGAAUUUUCGCCAGGGUGAUGUAGCACAUGGGAGGAUCACACUAUUCCUCCCAGUUCACCCUCCGCCCCCAAACAGGUGCCCCGACCGACCAGAGGAGGCGCUAGUGCAGCGACCAGGACACAUACCCACAUCUGGCUUCUCACCUGCAGACACAGCCAAUUGGGUCUGUAGGGACGCCCGAACAAGCCGGAGGUAACGCGGGGAUUCAGACCGGCGAGCCCCGUGUUGGUAGGCAACUCUUUUGCUUUGUCUAAUGCACAACAUAGUUAGUGGGGCCUGGUCCAGAAAGUGUCUCCACAGGUGGGUCAAAGCGUGAAAAUGUUUGGGAAGCCCCUGAUUUAAUAUGAAGAUCAGCUGCACAAAUCAAAGCCAGUUCUCUGAGGGCCUUGUUUCAGUAGGAUGAGCUGCAUUGUGCUUUCCUCACAUUAAACCAGAGCCCUUUUGUAAUGAACAAAAUGAGGCUCUGUGGACAAUAUUACAUUUCCACUUGGCUAGUUGGUCAAUGCUCUAUUUGAGCAACGAUUAAGAGUGAAGUACAGAUUUUGUAAUAUAACAUGUAGCACAGCACAACAAAGUGUUUAAGCAUGUCACACGGUUUGUAAGUGACAUCUUAACUGCAAUAUAUCGUUCGAUUAUAAAUGCAAACGUUGCUUUUUCCAUGUGUUAUGUGGUUUAUUUGUUGUGAAAACAGAUCUGAAGGGAUUUUCCGCUAUAUUAUGUAUGUCAGACAAGGGACAUGCCCUGUACAUGUGGGUGAGACUGGAUAAUAUUUUGCACAAACAUUCGUGCUUUUCUUAUAAUUUGAACUUUGCCUUCAUAUGAACUGGAUCCUGCCCUUUCACAAAACACAUUCAGGAGACUUUAAUAUAUAUGAUCAGCAAAAUCUCUUGAUCAUAUACCCUGUUCCAGCCCUGCUUACUUUCUAUUGGUGAUAAGAUAAACUAAUAAACUGAAUGAUCGACUGAAUGAUUGAAUCAAAAUGACUGAUUUAUGCUCCUAUGGGGGUUUGCCUUGCAGGAAAUUA
Messenger RNA from Lampris incognitus (smalleye Pacific opah), 3273 nucleotides. RefSeq lists its product as uncharacterized. NCBI's taxonomy places the organism in Eukaryota, Metazoa, Chordata, Actinopteri, Lampriformes, Lampridae. Bases 155 to 916 code for a protein of 253 amino acids. The record is from RefSeq and is a predicted model, not a curated record. The transcript has 4 exons.